UACUGGAAGGCUGUCAGAGAGCUGAAUUAACUCAUAUAUAAAGUAUUAUAAAUAGUAUUGCCAGACCUUUGCUCCGAAUGUUGAAAUUCGUUUGCUUCCGUGGACAUCGCAAUGAGGCAGAAUGGCCCGAAUCAGGCGCCGCGACGUAAACUCAUACCGAAUCUGCUUAGCAGCAUACUGAGAGUAGUAGCCGAAUCGGAUCGCCCGCUGACACAGCACGAAAUCGUAGAGGCCGUAUCGAAGUGUUUGGAUCGGUCCGAUGAGGAGCUGAAGCGGCAACUGUGCCAACCCGCUUGGAGCGAAAUGAGCCGCUGCAGCAAAGCCUCACUACAUCCAGGUACGCUUCUCCACAGAAUGACAGAAAUCGCAACGACGCUGUUGUCAACCAACCGACAGGUAAACAGAAAAAUGCCGAGUCGGGAGGUACACAAUGAUAAGCUCGAGUGUCAGACGUCCCUCAAAAUUUACAAAUUCGCAUUGUGAUCAAAAAAGUUGUGGAAUUAAUUUGAAUAAAAAAUGAUGUGCAGUGAAGGAAUAGACAAGCUGAGCUAGUUCAUCGGGUGAAUGUCCGAGGGAUCUCCUUUGGGAAAUAUGGGAGAUCGAAGAGACUGAAAAUGAAUGGAAAUGAUCAUUUGAACUGAGUAAGUAUAGUGUCCGAGUGAUCUGUUGUGAGAUAUCGCCUAGGCUCAGCCCAGUCCAUGAACGCAA
Messenger RNA from Drosophila hydei, 708 nucleotides. RefSeq lists its product as uncharacterized. The record is from RefSeq and is a predicted model, not a curated record. Bases 112 to 483 code for a protein of 123 amino acids. The transcript is spliced from 2 exons. Lineage: Eukaryota; Metazoa; Arthropoda; Insecta; Diptera; Drosophilidae.